Molecule: messenger RNA, 1559 nt
Organism: Stomoxys calcitrans (stable fly)
Lineage: Eukaryota; Metazoa; Arthropoda; Insecta; Diptera; Muscidae
Product: ubiquitin-conjugating enzyme E2 N
Exons: 2
Coding region: 361-816 (151 amino acids)
Source: RefSeq, a predicted model, not a curated record
CACACACACUCUCACUGGGGUUGACAGCCAGCAAAAUACAAAAAGAAUAAAGGAAAAAAGUAAUUCGUGGUGCGUUCGUGAAAUUAAAAAAACGUCCAUUUGUUAAGUGAAAGAAUAUUCCGAAAUUAUUUUAAUAAGUUCAUAUUUAUUUGCGGCAAAAGUUAAUAGCAAAAAGCCACAAUAAAUAGUGAGUUUUCCACAUUAAUUAAGCAGUCACUGCUACAGUGCAUCGAUCGGAAAAGGCGUAAAGAAAGAAACAUUGUAAAGGCAUUAAAAACAGAACGCAUUAAGUGCUUGUUUGAAAUCAAUCGUUGAACAAAACGAAAGAGAGCGUGUAAUACCUAAGCCCAACCAGUCAACAUGUCCAGCCUACCCCGUCGCAUCAUCAAGGAAACACAACGUUUAAUGCAGGAGCCUGUACCGGGUAUCAAUGCCAUUCCAGACGAAAAUAAUGCACGAUAUUUCCAUGUCAUUGUCACUGGUCCUACCGAUUCGCCAUUCGAAGGCGGUAUCUUUAAGUUAGAACUAUUUUUGCCCGAAGACUAUCCAAUGUCCGCACCCAAAGUUAGAUUUAUUACGAAAAUCUACCAUCCCAACAUAGAUCGUCUGGGUCGCAUCUGUUUGGACGUGCUGAAGGAUAAGUGGAGUCCAGCCUUACAAAUUCGCACUAUUUUGUUAUCGAUCCAGGCAUUACUAAGCGCCCCCAAUCCCGAUGAUCCUUUGGCCAAUGAUGUCGCUGAGUUAUGGAAAGUCAAUGAGGCUGAGGCCAUAAAGAAUGCUCGUGAAUGGACUCAGAAAUAUGCCGUCGAAGACUGAAGUACUAAUGCCGGAGAUGUGUUGAAAGGAAAUGUAAUGUGAAAAGAAAAUGUGCUGGUCUGCUGGUCGGGGGUGAAGAUUCAUGUGUUUAUAUGGGAGUGGGAGAAAAGAAGACGGCAUUUGGUAAUUGCAGCAUUAUUAGUAAUGAAAUGGGGGGUCAUUUUUGUAGAUUCUUAAUUUUUUGAUUUAUAACAAAUGAAGGAGGCGCGCAGGGUGUUUCAUAAAUAAUUAAAAAAAAACUAAAACAAAUGCGAAAACCCUAAGAAAGAAUUGAAAGGAAAGUAGAGAAAGUUGAUUACAAAAUGUCUUGGUGAAAUAAAAGAAAGAAGAACAACAAAAGCAAAGAAGGCAAUUGUAUUUUAUUUAUUUUCUUCCCUCACACCUGGAGAUAUAUUUCAUUUUACUGUCUUGUUUUUUGCUUACAACAACAACAACGUUUUACCUUUUGAACUCAGUCAGAUUUACUUACAACCAUCGAAACCUUUCUCCUUCGCUAAUCUCCCAAAAACUACUCUUCUCAUUUUUUAUUAUUACUUUUUUCAGUUUUAGUUUUCAUUUCAAGAAACGAAAUAAUAAAUCCAUGAAAUUUAGUAUUUAGAUUGUGUAUUCAAUUAUGUAUGUAUAAUUUGUCUUCUGUUUUUUGAUUUUCAUUACACUUAAAACAACUACAACAAAACAAUCUUAAAAUUAUUAAUUAAAACAAAAUAUUUAAAUAAUAAAACAAUUAAAAAACAUAAACCUCA